Molecule: messenger RNA, 2528 nt
Organism: Helicoverpa zea (corn earworm)
Lineage: Eukaryota; Metazoa; Arthropoda; Insecta; Lepidoptera; Noctuidae
Exons: 6
Coding region: 212-1099 (295 amino acids)
Cellular component (GO): membrane
Source: RefSeq, a predicted model, not a curated record
UCCGCCAUUCGAUCAAGUUGAGCUCAGUAUAAAAUUUUUAAAUUAAGAAAGAGGAGCCACAGUAACUAAAGGACGGUAGAUGUAUCAAGUUUAUGCCAAAUUGUCCGGUGACUGAUGAUAAAAAGGAAUUCGUUUACAUUUAUUAGUAGACAGAUGAUAUAGGAACGCGUGUGUUUAUUCAGUCAGUGAUACCGUAGCUAAGGAGACUGCAAUGGUUUAUCGUCUAGUACAGAAGAAUUUCCUGGCCGUGUUCGACGUUACCACAGCGAUGAUGGUCAAGUUUAUAUGUUUAUUACUGGUGGUGUGCUCAGUCCAGAGCCUGCAGCUCGACAGUCAGGCCUCCACGAGAAGACCGAGGGUCACGAAGUAUAGCAAGACUACUGUUGCUCCUGGAGGAUCUACGGAAGCGGUAACGGAACGAAGCUUGAACACCGCGACGUACCGGCUGCUGGGCAGAGACGGCGAGACCUGCAUACUGCUGAUGGUGGACGCACUGCUAGACAUAUCCUACGUCACUAAGCUUAAUGAGAGAGCCGAUGCAAACACAUUUGUCCCGAAUAACGCCAACGUGGCCGGAGCGUGUAAAGAGAGCGACGCAGAAACACUGGUGCUGACCUUCAAGGAUUUCGCUUUGGAGUUUUCGUUUUCGAAAACACCUGGCGGUGAACGCUGGUACGCCGACAGUCUUCGCCUGACAUACAACUCGAGCGCUCGCAUCCUGGAGCACGCAGCCAACCAGGGACGCAAGGUGACCCUCAGCACUGACUCCAGGGAACUGCUGUUUCCAACGCCUGUCGGGAAGUCCUACUCAUGUCCUGAGGAAACUGUUAUUGAGCUGGCGGAGGAAGACGCUAACCCCGCCACAAUCCACCGAGCAAAACUGUACCUCCGCGAGAUGCGGCUGCAGGCCUUCAUGUACAAGCGCGGCGGCGAGUUCGGGCCCGCCUGGGCGUGCUCGCGCGCCGCCCGCGCCCGCGCCGAAACCGCGCCCGUCGCCGUCGGGGCCGCCCUUGCGCUCGCCACCGCCGCCACUCUCGUCGCCUACGCAGCUUGGCGCUACCUCAAGGUCAAGAAGGUACAGUAUGACACCAUGGAGUAGACAACCAACUGUCAUUUUACUUUUUUGAAAAUAGAAUUUUUAUUGCAACAUACCAGGUUUUUGUACUCAACAGACGUUUGCGUUCGAAGUAGUGUUGUUGCCAUAUCGAUAUUUUUAGUUCGAUAAAUUUUAUAAUAUUUUCGAUUACUAUUAUGACAUUUGAAGUAAUGUACGUGAUUUGAAGAUAAUAAAUAAAAGAAUACUUACUAAAUUUCAUCAAGUUUUAGAUAAAUUGACUCUAGAUAGACAUCUAAAUUCACAGUGAAAGAAACAAAUUGGUCUAAUUAUAAUGUUUUUUUCUUUUUAAGGUAAACUUCUUUACACUUAAAUGAAAGUGUAUGUCUAAUAAAAAAGUAUUUUUCUGCCUAUUCUUGAGUUUAUCUUUUUUUAUUGUUUUCAAAUCGAAAAAUGCCUUUUUCUAAUCUUUAUAUUUUGACUGAUCUUCCUCUUCAAUUUCUUUGCAUAAGUGUCUUUUUUCCAAAAACUAUUUAUAAAAGGAGUUUUGAAGUAGAUCGUUGAUAUAGUGAGAUCUAUAAAGAUUGUCUUGUAUGCCAAGUGGUAAAAUUUUUUAGUGCGGUAGACCAAACUGUUGUUAUGUGUAAGAACUAAGAAUCAAGUGAGAUUUAUUAAUGAUAUUGUGCAUCGUUUACACUUCUGUACAUAUUUGGCGAACUCGUUCAACAAACCAAAGAAAAUUCUUUUCAAAUAAAAUUACAACAACGAUAUAAAAAAAUACGAAACAAAACAACAUUGUUUUGCUUUGUUCUAUUAAAAUAUGUACACAAGUGAAUGUAAGUAAAUUAUUGUAUUAUACAUUUUUAUAAUAAUUCUAUCUAUUCAUAUACAUUAAUUGAAUACAAUAUUAUUUUACCACGAGUGCUGAAAAAAAAAAUAUGGAAAAGGUGUCAAAUGAAAAUGUGCGAAAGAUAAAAUAUUUUUUAAUAUUCGUCUGUUAAGAUCAUAAAUAUGCACAAUACGUAGAAUUAUUAUAAAAACGAGCGAAAAAUGUCAAAUUGAAGCACUUUAUCGAGUAAAAGUGAUGUGCGCUAUCGAUAAGAUUGCUCGAUAAGUCGAUAUUAGCAUAGUUACAGUAAACACUAUUAAUCAAAUAACUGUUUUAUAUUUAUAUGUAUAUUCAAGAAAUCUCAAAUAAUCAGAAAAUAUUAAGUGAUUGUUCAAAAUGUUGUUGAUGGUUGAUAUGAUGUAAAAAUGUAUUUAAUCCCCAUGUAACCCCAAAUAACCUAAAUAGGAUAGUUUUAUGAAUUGUAACUUGGUUUAAACGAGAAAAUUGGCUUACAUAAUAAUUUGAAAUAUUGUUAGAAAUAGUUUAGAAUAAUUUAGAUGUGGGCUUAGCCAGGAGUAAGUAUUGCUUGUGUAGAUUAUGGUAUAGCAUGUCUCUAAAAGUUUAGGACACUCAAACCAGUUACGU